Notolabrus celidotus (New Zealand spotty) is the source of this 2100-nucleotide messenger RNA. RefSeq names its product fibulin-7-like. The transcript has 9 exons. The record is from RefSeq and is a predicted model, not a curated record. Gene Ontology annotation, molecular function: calcium ion binding. Bases 139 to 1491 code for a protein of 450 amino acids. Lineage: Eukaryota; Metazoa; Chordata; Actinopteri; Labriformes; Labridae.
AGAAAGUCCAUGGUUGAGACAUGAAGGGUGAUGCGUGCUGUGUUGCUGGACAUCCCAGUCCAUAUGUGAGAAAUCGUGCUGGAGUGAGUCGUUGAAAUUGGAGGACUGAUCUUCAGCUGGAGUGGAACCAUUGGAAACAUGUUUGCCUCAGCUGCGAUAGUCUUCACCUUGUGUUUCUUCUCACUGAAUCCUGCUUUUGGACAGGACUGUCCAAGUAGACAGGAACUACAGGGAUCUCUGAAGCAGGUCCAGAAGCUCCUAUCGGCAUAUGAAACCUCCAACUUGCAAAGUCUUCGCAACCUGAAGAAGAAAAUUAACCUGUUGCAGAGCGCAGUAGGGAAGCCAACCACAAAAGCCACCAACAGUACCUGCCCAAAACUGGAGGCACCCCUUAAUGGAAGGAAACUUGGCAAGUCUCAAAGUGUGGGCCAUGAGGUUCACUUCCUUUGUGACCCUGGUUAUGAGCUUGUAGGAUCAGAGAGCAGGGUUUGCCAGGAAACCCUGACCUGGAGUGGUCAGCAGGCCUCCUGUCGAGACAACAACAAGUGUGCGUGCUCUCCAUGUUUGAAUGGAGGGACAUGUGUGGAUGAAACAAGCAAGUUCUCUUGUGUCUGUGCAAAGGGCUGGGCUGGAGCUACCUGCCAGAAUCCUUUGCCGAAAUUUUUUGUCAUCAUGACAAACACCUCUGCAGCUACCUCCCCAGCCACUAAUGCUGCUGCUGCUGCCACCUUACCUGCUGCCACCACAGGGCUCUAUGUUCGUCCAUCACGUUGUACUAUAACACAAGGGACCACCCACUGCACCUGUGAUCCAGGAUACACCAUCUCUGGCAGGGACAGCAACACCUGCACUGACAUAGAUGAAUGUGAGCUAUUCCAUAAUGGCCAGACUGGGAGACUGUGUUUGCACGCUUGUGUUAACACACCUGGAGGGUACCGCUGUUCCUGUCCUGCUGGAUACAAUUCAACCAGAGAUGGACGCAGCUGCAAAGACAUUGAUGAGUGUGCCACCAGACAAAACAACUGCACAAAGGACCAGAUGUGCAUUAAUACAUAUGGAGGUUUCCAUUGUGUUCGAGUGGAAUGCCCCAAAAUCCCUCAUGCUACAUAUGUCAAGACAUCCCCAAUGCGUUGUGAGCGUAACCCCUGUCCAUUGGACAACAAGGCAUGCUCCCAGACCCCAAACUCCUUCUCCUACCACUACCUGGCUGUGGUCUCUAAUCUGUCGGCUCCUCGUGUCAUGUUCAGAGUCUCAGCACUGCGUCCAAUGGGUGACACACUUCGCUUCUCCCUACUGGGGGGAAAGCUCGCUCGGAGGCACUUCACAGUCCAGCGCUCGGACCGGCAGACGGGUCAGCUGAUGCUGGUGAGCCCCGUGCAGGGCCCCGCGGCACUGGAGGCGGAAGUGGAGAUGAGUGAGCUGGAGAAGGGGGUCCACUUGGGGAGGUUUAUUACCAAAGUCACUAUGUUUGUUUCUCAGUAUGAGUUCUAAAACUAGAGGUUGAAAAACAGGGAAAAACAGAAGCACAAUAUUCACAGGGCUGGUUUGUUGAGAUAAAUGUUUGAUGACAUAAUUAAUAUAAUCUGAUGUUUAAUACAAGUGUAAAUCAAAAGAAGCCUUUACUGUUUGUCUCAUGAGCUGCUGCAGCCUAGUAUAAAAUGUUUAGAAAGGUCAGCAAGAAUACACAUACAAACCUAUACAGAAUUGAUCCUCUAGUGAUAAAUAAAUCAAUACCAGUUUUGCACAGAACUUUGCAUUAAAUGUAGGAUAUGUGUUCUGCAGGGCCAUUUGAAAAAGAGCUGUAAUCAUGAAAAUGUUUUGAUGUUUGUUUGUGUUGUUUGACCACAAGAACAGAGUUUGUAUUGAUUAUUUCAUACAUAUGUAUUUCAUGGGGUAGGUAUGACAGGGACAGAUAUGAGGUAACAGUACAGCAAGGAACUGUGAACAUAGACACAGUCCAUCAGAGAGGAGCUACUUUUGACAGAAUAUCCUGCUUUGUUGUCACGGAGUUAUAUUUACUGGACAUGUAAUCAUGAUGCAUAAAGAUGUGUUAAAUUAUAUCAUUUCUUUUAUUCCAGUUUUGGUGCAGCUAUACUGUCA